GACGCCGGACUAGCGAACCAGCGAACCCGACCAUUGGCGGACGGAUUGUGAGACACCCAGAGAGCCAGAGAUCUCGGGAGUGUAUGAAGCUGACUAUCAAGUUCAGGCUCUCUUCGCCACGUAAAGUCGGUCUACGUUAGAUCACGAUGAGUACAUCAGAGUCUUUAGAUCGUAUGGAAGUGUGUGAAAGCCUCUUAACAUGGAUCCAGACAUUUGGAGUAGAGGCUCCAUGCAAGACUGUAGAAGACCUGACAAGUGGUGUUGUCAUGGCACAAGUUCUACAGAAAAUAGAUGUAGUGUAUUUUAGUGAUGCUUGGAUUAGUAGAAUCAAGCCAGACGUCGGAGACAACUGGAGGUUAAAGAUCAGCAAUCUAAAGAAAAUCUUGAAAGGCAUCCUAGACUAUAUCCAGGAGGUCUUAGGCCAGGAUAUUAAUGACUUCCCACUACCUGAUGUUAAUCUUAUUGGAGAACACUCUGAUGCAGCUGAGCUUGGAAGGAUGUUACAACUUAUAUUGGGCUGCGCUGUCACCUGUGAACAGAAACAAGAAUACAUCAAAACCAUAAUGGUGAUGGAAGAAUCGGUGCAGCAUGUUGUCAUGACUGCCAUCCAAGAGCUGAUGACUAAAGAGACUCCAGCUACAGGAGGAACUGACUCAUAUGUGGAUCUGGACAGACAGCUGAAGAAGACAGUUGAGGAGCUGAAUGAUGCUUUGGCUACCAAGGAAGAGAUUGCCCAGAGGUGUCGCGAGCUUGACUUGCAGGUGGCAGCCCUGCAAGAGGAGAAGAGCAGUUUGCUAGCAGAAAACCAGGUCUUAAUGGAGAGACUUAACCAGUCUGACUCCAUAGAGGAUAUAAACAGCCCUGCUGGACGCAGACAUCUUCAGCUGCAGACGCAACUGGAGCAGCUACAGGAAGAAACCUUCAGGUUGGAGGCAGCAAAAGAUGAUUACCGGAUCCGUUGUGAGGAGCUGGAAAAAGAACUUUUGGAUGUGAAGUCCCAGAAUGAAGACCUUACAUCACUGGCUGAUGAGGCCCAGUCUCUAAAAGAUGAGAUUGAUGUCCUCAGGCACUCAUCUGACAAGGUGUCAAAACUGGAGGGCACCGUGGAACACUACAAGAAGAAACUGGAGGACAUGGGACUGCUCAGAAGACAAAACAAGCUUAUGGAAGAGAAAACCACAGCUUUAAUGCAGGCUAAUGUUGGCUUAGAGGAAGAGCUACGAAAGGCAAAUGCUGCCAAAGCCCAGUUGGAGACAUACAAGAGACAGGUGGUUGAACUUCAGAACAGACUGUCAGAGGAGUCUAAAAAGGCGGACAAGAUGGAGUUUGAGUAUAAACGCCUCAAAGAGAAAGUCGAUUCUUUACAAAAAGAAAAAGAUCGUAUGCGAAGUGAGAGAGAUUCAUUGAAGGAAACUAUUGAGGAAUUACACUGUGUUCAAGCUCAAGAGGGACAGUUCACAUCAGGUUUAUUCCCAUUGGGUAGCAACGAUGGUUCUGAUUCACUGGCUGCUGAGAUCACCACUCCAGAGAUGCGAGAACACGUGAUUCGUCUUCAGCAUGAAAACAAGAUGCUGAAACUGGCUCAGGAGGGAUCAGACAAUGAGAAGAUCGCUCUGUUGCAGAGUCUACUCGAGGAUGCCAACAGGAGAAAAAAUGAACUGGAGACAGAGAACAGGUUGAUAAAUCAGCGCUUGAUGGAGGAACAGAGUCAGAUAGAGGAGCUACAAAAGAAUCUUCAAGAACAGGGUUCAAAAGCAGAUGAUUCUUGUAUUUUGAAGAAGAAAUAUGAGGAGCACAUGGAAAAAGUACAAGAGCUGAAUAAUGAGCUGCUGAAGAAAAAUGCCUUCAUUGAUGAAAUGGAGCCGAAAUACAACACCAGCAUCCAACGAGUGGAGGAGCUGGAAGAGGCCUUGAAGAAAAAAGAUGAAGACAUGAAACAGAUGGAGGAGCGAUACAAGAAAUACCUCGAAAAAGCCAAGAGUGUAAUCCGAACACUGGACCCCAAACAGAACCAAGGUUCAGGUCCUGAAGUCCAAGCCCUGAAAAACCAGCUGCAGGAGAAGGAGAGGAUGUUGCAUUCACUGGAGAAAGAAAUGGACAAGACAAAGAGCCAAAGAGAUCACGAGGAGAAACUGAUUGUGUCAGCCUGGUACAAUAUGGGUAUGUCUCUGCAGAAGAAGGCUGCUGAAGAUCGACUCGCCAACACUGGUUCUGGUCAGUCUUUCCUGGCCCGGCAGAGACAAGCCACCAGCACCCGACGCCAGUAUCCUGGUCACGCCCAGUCAGCUACCGCCAGCAAUGUCCCUGCAUGACUGGCACACCAAUGACCUGCCCGAGCCUUGUGUAGCCUGGCCAGUUCUUUAUGUGGCCUACACUGACCCCCAGCUGGGCUAGGCUGUGGCACGCGUGCAUGAACUACCUACCUGUUUGCAUGACUUUGCAUUGACUCAAGUCUGCGAAUAACCAGCGCACUAGCAGCAGCGCGAGCACUAACAACCCUCUGCGGUGUCACGCAUUAUAACCUCCAGACAAGCCCGGGGAGGAACGGGAUUGGAAAAGAAAACCUUCGCUCUCCUUUCCCCUGUUAAUUUUUCCACCAUUCCGACUCCUUUCCCCACACCCUGAUGCUCUUUGUUACAUUCUCUCCUCCUCCCCUCUUGUAGCCUUCAUAAACAUGCCUGCUUGUUUGCUUCCACACUGCAUCAAGUCUGUUACACCUAUGUUACAAACAACCAGGAAAAAGGAGUGGAGUAAGCCAGUUAUCUGUCAGUCAAGUUUUGGGUUUAAAUAGGCCUGUUCUCUAGUAUUUAUGUCUAACUUGAUUUUGUUUGGCUGCUUAGGGAUACCUCAAUGACAUAUUCCUGCAUACUCUGUUUAUUUGUGUGGCUCGAGGAUUGGGGUAAUAUUUGAGAGGUAUAACCGGCAAAUCGGUAUGCAUAACAAAAUAGGACUCCAUUCUGUUUUUAACUUCUACAGUAAGUAUUUUUAUGAAAGCCCUGAACAUGUUGCUAGAUUGCAUCUUAAAAGUGCUUUUACCUCAAGUAUUGAAUGCAACCAGUUUUGGACUAAAGGCAACAAUGCUGCCCGAAAAGUGUUUGCAGAGAUAUAAAUAUAAAGUGUUUAAAUGAAAGACAUUGUUACAGAUGUGUUUUGAAAAGCAGUAAAAGCCCCCAUUA
Pundamilia nyererei is the source of this 3176-nucleotide messenger RNA. RefSeq names its product hook microtubule-tethering protein 3 (gene hook3). Gene Ontology annotation, biological process: cytoskeleton-dependent intracellular transport; cytoplasmic microtubule organization. Gene Ontology annotation, cellular component: centrosome; cytoplasm. NCBI's taxonomy places the organism in Eukaryota, Metazoa, Chordata, Actinopteri, Cichliformes, Cichlidae. The transcript has 24 exons. The record is from RefSeq and is a predicted model, not a curated record. The coding region runs from base 147 to 2312 and encodes 721 amino acids. Gene Ontology annotation, molecular function: microtubule binding; dynein light intermediate chain binding.